AUGGAUGCAUUUGAUGCUGAUAUGGCACUUUCAGGUGUGAAGCGCUGCAGCGAGAGUAGCGGAAGCGAGCACUCGCCAGAGAGCUUGCCAGAAUUGUCUGAUCUCGUGUUGUCUUUUAUGGAAGACAGCGAGAGAUCAGGAGGAGGAGGAGGAGGAGGAGGAGGAAAAGAAAAAAUUGUUCGUGAUGAGACCGGUGAUGAGGAAGAUCUUGAGAAAAUUGAAAUGUUGAAGAACUUUCUUGAUGGAAAUGAAGAUGUUGAAGAGGAUGAAAGGGAUGAUAAAGAAAGGAUUAGGAGAGAAGUUGAGGUUGCAAUUGGAGGACUUGUUGGAAGUGAUACUUCAUUUCCUGGAUUCAAACGUUGGUUGAUGUCUCAAUUAAGGGAGAAAGGUUUUGAUGCUGGACUAUGCAAAACCAAGUGGGAGAAAAAAGGAAAAUUAACAGCAGGUGAUUAUGAGUACAUUGAUGUAAAUCUUUCCGGAAAACGUUACAUAGUUGAAGUUUCUUUAGCUUCUGAAUUCGAAAUAGCUCGUCCAACAAAUCAAUAUUCUUCUUUACUAGAGAGUUUUCCACAGAUUUAUGUUGGUAAAGUGGAAGAUUUCAAACGAAUUGUGAGAUUGAUGAGCUCUGCAAUUAAAGGAUCAAUGAAGAGAAUGGAUCUACAUGUAGCACCAUGGAGGAGAAAUUUGUACAUGCAAACCAAGUGGUUUGGUUCUUACAAAAGAACAACUAAUGCAGUUGGAACAAGAAAAGAGUUGUCACAUUUUUCAGCUGAAACUUUUUUUCCUUAAAAGUUGAUGGGAUUUGAAGCAAGACAUGUGAAAGUAUAUAAUUGUAGAGAUGAUUAUGUGAGGAUUAAUAAUGAGUUUAGAGUUGGACACUUGACUGCAGCGUUAAAUUCUGAUAAUUUUGGAUUGUGAUUAUAGAUAUGUUUGUUCUAUUUUGUAUAGAAGUGCUUUUUUUGUGGGUUGAAGAGUACUAUUAAGUGAUUUUGUCAUGUGCUUUGCAAAGAGAAGGACAUAAAUUGUGCUAGAGAAUAAAUUUCUCUCAUGUAUAGGUAUUAUUUAUUUUUUUUUGAAUUUUGGGUAGAUAUACCAAGCAAUUGAGGUUCUUAUUUUUAGUAAUUUUUUGUUUGUAUAAGAUAAAUUUUGUGUAAACCAUUAUAUAGCUCAUGAUUGG
This is a messenger RNA of Vicia villosa (hairy vetch), 1177 nucleotides long. RefSeq lists its product as uncharacterized. The transcript is spliced from 2 exons. The record is from RefSeq and is a predicted model, not a curated record. The coding region runs from base 1 to 789 and encodes 262 amino acids. NCBI's taxonomy places the organism in Eukaryota, Viridiplantae, Streptophyta, Magnoliopsida, Fabales, Fabaceae.